Molecule: messenger RNA, 1257 nt
Organism: Penicillium olsonii
Lineage: Eukaryota; Fungi; Ascomycota; Eurotiomycetes; Eurotiales; Aspergillaceae
Source: the annotation of a GenBank genome assembly
AUGACUUGGCCCGACGUCGCCGCGAAGCCCGCUGAGGGCAUCUCAUACUUCACCCCUGCCCAGAGCCCCCCGGCAGGCACAGCUCGCAAUCCCCAGACAAGUGGAAAGCCCAUCCCCAAGCUUUUCCAGCCCUUGACCGUCCGCGGAGUCACAUUCCAAAACCGCCUGGGCCUGGCCCCUAUGUGUCAAUAUUCCGCCGAGAAUGGAAAGGCCACAGCCUGGCACAUGGCUCACUACGGCGCCAUCGCACAACGAGGACCCGGAAUCAUGAUCAUCGAAGCAACCGGUGUUGUCCCCGAGGGUCGCAUCACCCCCGGUUGCCUGGGCCUCUGGGAAGACGCCCAGAUUGCGCCUCUGAAGCAGGUUGUUGAGUUCGCCCACAGCCAGGGCCAAAAGAUCGGUGUGCAACUCGCUCACGGUGGCCGCAAGGCUUCCACCGUUGCGCCUUGGCUCGGUGGAGUCGUCGCCAACAACAACUCUGGCGGCUGGACUGAUAAUGUUAAGGGUCCCAGCGCGAUUCCUUUCGCAGAGGGUGACCCCAUGCCGAAGGAGAUGACUGAGGGUGAUAUCGCUGAGCUCAAGGCCGCCUGGGUUGCUGCUACCAAGCGCGCCUUGGCUGCCGGAUGUGAUUUCGUUGAGAUCCACAGCGCCCACGGCUACCUCCUCUCAUCCUUCCUGAGCCCUUCAUCCAACCAACGUACUGACAAGUACGGUGGCAGCUUCGAAAACCGCAUUCGUCUGCCUCUGGAGAUUGCUCAGCUUACUCGCGAGACUGUCGGCGAGCAAGUGCCUGUCUUCCUCCGUGUUAGUGCCAGCGACUGGGUCGAGAGUGAGAAGGGCUGGAAGCUCGAGGACACUGUCCAGUUUGCCGAGGCACUCGCUGAGCAGGGCUGUGUCGACCUGAUCGAUAUCAGCAGUGGUGGUGUGCACGCUGCGCAGAAGAUUACUUCCGGAGCCGCGUUCCAGGUUCCUUUCGCCGCGGCCGUCAAGAAGGCUGUUGGUGACAAGAUGCUUGUCUCCGCUGUUGGAAUGAUCAACAGCGGUACUCUGUCCGAGAAGAUUAUCAACGAGGAUGAUAUCGAUGUCAUUCUUGUUGGUCGUUCUUUCCAGCGUGAUACUGGUCUUGCGUGGCAGUUCGCCAAGGACUUGGAUGUCGAGAUCGCCAUGGCGGCUCAGAUUCGUUGGGGUUUCACCAACUUCCGGAACGCUUCCGAGUACAUCCAGCCCAACUCCAUGAAGGCCUCCUUUUUUGAUUAA